GGCUGCAGAAGCAUCAAGAAAAAAGAAGGAAAGAAGGAAAAAGCUGAAGAGAUACCUGCUGAUCGGUCUGGCAACCGUUGGGGGCGGAACAGUGAUCGGCUUGACGGGGGGUCUCGCCGCCCCUCUCGUUGCCGCGGGAGCUGCUACGAUCAUCGGCAGCGCUGGAGCGGCCGCUUUGGGAUCGACCGCUGGAAUCGCCGUCAUGGCAUCCCUUUUUGGAGCAGCUGGAGCUGGCCUGACCGGAUACAAGAUGAAGAAGCGCGUGGGAGCCAUAGAAGAGUUUGAGUUCCUCCCACUUACUGAAGGAAAGCAGCUUCAUAUCACCAUAGCAAUCACUGGGUGGCUGUGUACUGGCAAAUAUGGGAGCUUCACAGCACCGUGGAGCAGCCUGGCGCAGUCACGCGAGCAGUAUUGCCUGGCCUGGGAAUCCAAGUACUUGAUGGAGCUCGGCAAUGCCUUAGACACAAAAAAAAAUUUUGUGAACAUGAUGGCUCAAGAAGCCCUAAAAUUCACCGUCUUGUCAGGGAUCGUGACGGCGCUGACUUGGCCAGCUUCGCUCUUGACGGUCGCCAGUGUCAUCGACAACCCCUGGGGAGUCUGUCUGCAUCGCUCUGCUGAAGUAGGCAAACACCUUGCGCAUAUCCUGCUCAGUCGGCAGCAGGGCAAGCGACCCGUCACACUGGUUGGCUUCAGUCUGGGUGCGAGAGUCAUCUACUUCUGCCUGCAGGAAAUGGCUCAAGAAAAAGACUCUCAAGGGAUCAUUGAAGAUGUGGUUUUACUGGGAGCUCCAGUGGAAGGAGAAGCCAAGCACUGGAAAGCCAUCACAAAAGUCGUGUCGGGCAGGAUCAUAAAUGGUUUUUGCAGGGGGGACUGGCUGCUGAGGUUUGUCUACAGAACCUCAUCUGCACAGAUCCACGUCGCAGGCCUCCAGCCGGUCGACUUGGAUGACAGGAGGAUGGUAAACAUGGACCUUUCAUCUGUA
Molecule: messenger RNA, 982 nt
Organism: Apaloderma vittatum (bar-tailed trogon)
Lineage: Eukaryota; Metazoa; Chordata; Aves; Trogoniformes; Trogonidae
Gene: TMCO4
Product: transmembrane and coiled-coil domains 4
Source: RefSeq, a predicted model, not a curated record